This is a messenger RNA of Haliotis rufescens (red abalone), 2036 nucleotides long. RefSeq names its product putative nuclease HARBI1. The record is from RefSeq and is a predicted model, not a curated record. NCBI's taxonomy places the organism in Eukaryota, Metazoa, Mollusca, Gastropoda, Lepetellida, Haliotidae. Bases 198 to 1265 code for a protein of 355 amino acids. The transcript is spliced from 3 exons.
CGGUAUUCAUAAACAUUCUUAGAGUGCUAAAGAGGUCUUAAGUCUGAGAAAAUUCUUAGAAAAACCAAAAGUUACUAUUAAAUCUAAGAAUUUUCUUAAGUCAUAUUCAUAAAAACUUUUAGCACUAAGAGUACUCCUAAAGUUAAGAGUACUCAAGAGGGCUUUUAGCUACCUAAGAAUUUUCUUAAGUAUCCAAUAUGGCGGCAGCUGGGGCACCCCAGCCGCAUCAGCUGAGAACUUUCAGGCCAAGGAAAAACAUUUUCAGUGUGUAUUCAGACACGGAACUUAUCCAGCGGUUUCGUCUUGACUGUGCAGGUAUAUUAUUUGUCACAAAUUUAAUCAGGGAUAGGCUUACCUCCCCUACACAAAGAAACAAUGCUAUCACCCCGGAGAUGAAAAUAGCUGUCAUGCUGCGUUAUCUUGCAACUGGGAAAAUGCAACUGUGUAACGCCGAUGAUCUUGGGUUAAGUCAGCCAUCCAUAAGCCGUAUUGUCAGUGAAACAAUUGAUGCAUUGUCAACACCGGCUAUUGUCCGACAAUUUGUCAAAUUACCUGUACAACGAACAGACAUCCAACGUAAUCAAGCAGCGUUCAUGGCAAUUGCUGGCUUUCCUGGCGUAUUUGGUGUAAUUGACGGCACCCAUGUCCGCAUAAUUGCCCCGAGUGUCGAUGAGCCGGAGUACGUUUGUAGGAAACAUUUCCACAGCAUUAAUGUGCAAAUAGUAUUUGAUGCUCACUACAACAUACUUGACAUCGUUGCCAAGUGGCCAGGAUCUACGCACGAUGCAAGAAUUUUAAAUGAGAGCGGUGUCCGAACCGCAUUCGAACAACAUUUCGUCCCUCAAGGCUGCCAUUUGCUCGGAGACAGCGGCUAUCCGUCUCGAAGAUGGCUGUUAACACCUUACCUUAGACCCCAACCCGGUCCACAAACUAGAUACAACAGAGCUCACAAACGCACCAGGUGUGUGGUCGAAAGGGGUAUAGGACAACUGAAAAGAAGGUUUCAUGUCCUACACAGCGAGGUCAGACUCAACCCAGUGAAGGUUUGCAAGGUGGUAAUUGUGUGUGCCAUCUUACACAAUAUAUGCAAACAGAGGAACAUCCUUUUGCCAGGUGGUGCUGGUGAUGAUGACAGAAACAGUGAUGAUGAUGAUGAUGAUGAUGAUGAUGAUAAUAACAAUCCUCCCAACCACUUGCCACAGGCUAUGGGAGAUGGUCGUUUGUUCAGGGAGAACUUCGCUAACAUUCACUUUCAAACAGGUUAGAGUUGGAGGCAUGUUAUAGGAGGCAUGUUUAGCAGAGUUCAUGAACAUCGCACGUUUUUCAGGCUCCUGACACCAUAUGUGCGACCUCAACUCUCUAUGUCACUCUACAACAGGUAUGAUGUUUCCCUUGUGAACACUGAUGAAUAGAUGAAAUUGCCCUAAACAAUCAUUAUGAUGAAAUACCAUUGAUCAAAACAGUAUUUUACCUACCAGAUUACCAGUUGGGAGCUUUGACGAAUACUCCCACAUCUUUAGCCAAGCCUAAAAUGGCCACGGUCCUCAACAUCCCCUUUAAAUUUUGAUGGUUAGAGUAAUUUCCCUUUUUCUCUGUUUCUACUAAAAUCAUACAGGACAUUCCUCGAAAUAAGAUCCAAAAUCAUUUGUGUGUGAGGUUUAAGUAAAAUAAAAACAACAACUGGAAUGAUGAUGAUAUUUGUGUUAUUUAACAAUAAAAUAUUACCAAGUAAAUGUACAAGAUGAUAGUUGCAUUUGAGUGGAAAACAAAAACUUUGCAUUGUAUUUGCUUUGACAUGUGUUAUAUUUAUAUUUGUAAAGAAAUUCACAAAAUAAUCACACGACACAGAUUGUUCUCCUACAAUUUUCAGCUUUAUCUUCAUAAAAUCUUCAGAAUAUUCUCCGGAAGAUAAUGCUAAAACAUGUUGGAGAACAAUGCAUGUCAUAUGAUUAUUGUGUGAAUUCUUUACAUAUGUGCGACUGUACACUAGUGAAUCUCACCACUUUGUAGUAGUAUCUGGAAAAUUAUUCAUGACA